This is a messenger RNA of Miscanthus lutarioriparius, 723 nucleotides long. The record is from the annotation of a GenBank genome assembly. Lineage: Eukaryota; Viridiplantae; Streptophyta; Magnoliopsida; Poales; Poaceae.
AUGGCCGCUGGCCUCUGCCCGCGCCUCCGCGUCUUCGUGGCCUCCUCUCGCCCGCUCCUGGCCGCGCGCUCCGGAGCGCUGCCCCAACCCCUGCGCCGCGCCGGCCCGGCCAUGCCCCUCGCUGCCCGCGCACGCCGCGGCUUAGGCUCCUCCACCGCCGCCGACCCGCUCGCCGAAGACUUCGCCACGGCUUCUGACCUCCGGUUCGAAUCGCCACUCGAGGUAGUCAAAUACCCCGACCCCGUCCUGCGCGCGCGCAACAAGCGCAUCAGCACGUUCGAUGCCAACCUCCGCGCCCUGGCCGAUGAGAUGUUCGACGUUAUGUACAAGACCGAUGGCAUUGGUCUCUCAGCACCACAAGUUGGAGUCAAUGUGCAGCUUAUGGUAUUCAAUCCUGCUGGGGUGAAGGGCGAAGGAGAGGAGAUUGUUCUUGUCAACCCAGUGGUAUACAAGUCCGCGAAACGAUUGCUUGUGUUUGAAGAAGGGUGCUUAUCAUUUCCUGGAAUAUAUGGCAAUGUGUUGAGACCAGAAAGUGUGAAAAUUGAAGCUCAAGAUGUUACAGGGGCAAAGAUCAAAGUAAAAUUAUCUGGUCUACCUGCAAGAGUUUUCCAGCAUGAGUUUGAUCAUUUGCUGGGGAUUCUUUUCUUUGAUAGAAUGACAAUGGAUGUUCUUGAAACCGUAUGUGAGGAACUGAAGGUUAGCAGUGGUCUUGAGUGCAUUUAA